Linepithema humile (Argentine ant) is the source of this 551-nucleotide messenger RNA. It is a transcript of the gene RpS17, whose product is annotated as ribosomal protein S17. The record is from RefSeq and is a predicted model, not a curated record. Gene Ontology annotation, biological process: translation. Gene Ontology annotation, molecular function: structural constituent of ribosome. Gene Ontology annotation, cellular component: ribosome. NCBI's taxonomy places the organism in Eukaryota, Metazoa, Arthropoda, Insecta, Hymenoptera, Formicidae.
UUUGCAGUUGCAUCGCUUGGCGUCGUUAGUGUCGCGCGAAAGUGCGUUCUCUUCCAUUUCGAUUUCCCCUCCGAUAGCUAACCAACUAUGAGUCGUGUCAGAACGAAAACGGUCAAAAAGGCCGCGAAGCUGAUUAUCGAGAAAUACUAUCCUCGCCUUACUUUGGAUUUCCACACGAACAAGAGGAUAUGUGAGGAAAUCGCUAUUAUUCCUAGCAAAUCUUUGCGCAACAAGAUUGCCGGGUUUGUCACUCACUUGAUGAAGAGGCUUAGACACAGUCAGGUACGUGGUAUCUCCAUCAAGUUGCAGGAGGAAGAGAGGGAACGCAGAGACAACUAUGUUCCUGAGGUCUCUGCUUUGGAGCACGACAUCAUUGAGGUCGAUCCUGAGACCAAGGAGAUGUUGAAGAUGCUUGAGUUCAACAACAUCACUGGACUUCAACUCACACAACCUGUUCCACAAUUCAGCAGGCGUUCUUAAAAUUCUUACACUAUAAACAACAAAAUGGUUGGUAUUGCACUUUUCAAAUAAAGUUGCAAACUGACACCAAC